AUGAAUUUAAUUAAAAAAUUAGAAAAAAGAAAAAGUGAAGUGAAUAGCUGUUUGUGUAUUGGCUUAGAUCCUGAUGAAGAUGAUAUCAAAAAUUUUAUGAAAAAUGAAAAAGAAAAUGGAUAUAAAAAUAUCAAGAAUAACUUGAAUGAAGAUAUAAUGAAAAUUGUUAACAUAGGAAAGGAAAUUUUAUGGGAUUCAAUUAAUAAUUUAAAAGAAAAGGAUGAAUUCUUUUACUUUUUUAAUCAUUUUUGUUUUUAUAUAAUCAAUGUUACCAAAAAAUACGCUUUAGCAUAUAAAAUGAAUUUUGCUUUUUACAUUCCAUAUGGUUCAAUAGGUAUAGAUGUUUUAAAAAAUGUUUUCGAUUAUUUAUAUUAUAUUAAUAUACCGACCAUUCUUGAUAUGAAAAUAAAUGAUAUUGGUAACACAGUUAAAAAUUAUAGAAAAUUCAUAUUUGAGUAUUUGAGGAGUGACUCAUGUACAAUUAAUAUAUAUAUGGGAUCUAAUAUGUUAAAAGAUGUAUGUUUCGAUGAAGUAAAAAAACAACAUUAUAGUGUUUUUGUUCUUAUUAAAACAACAAACCCAGAUUCCUUUAUUUUUCAAAAUAAGCUUUCUUUAGAUAAUAAGCAAUCAUAUAUGGUAAUGGCAGAAGAAGCAUAUAAAAUUUCAAGAGAAUUAAAAAUGGAAGAGAAUAAUGAAUUUAUUGGUUUUGUUGUUGGAUCAAAUAGUUUUGAAGAAAUGAAUGUGAUCAGAAAACAAUUUCCUGAUUGCUAUAUUCUAUCACCGGGAAUAGGUGCGCAAAAUGGUGAUUUAUAUAAAACAUUAACCAAUGGUUAUAAUAAAAAUUAUGAAAAAAUUUUGAUAAAUAUUGGAAGGGCUAUAACUAAAAAUUCUAAUCCUGAGGAAGCUUGUAAGAUAUACUAUAAUGAAAUUAGUCAAAUUUUAAAAGAAUUAGAAAAAUAA
This is a messenger RNA of Plasmodium gallinaceum, 960 nucleotides long. It is a transcript of the gene OMPDC, whose product is annotated as orotidine monophosphate decarboxylase, putative. The record is from RefSeq and is a predicted model, not a curated record. Gene Ontology annotation, biological process: 'de novo' pyrimidine nucleobase biosynthetic process; pyrimidine nucleotide biosynthetic process. Lineage: Eukaryota; Apicomplexa; Aconoidasida; Haemosporida; Plasmodiidae. Gene Ontology annotation, molecular function: orotidine-5'-phosphate decarboxylase activity. Bases 1 to 960 code for a protein of 319 amino acids. The transcript has a single exon.